Messenger RNA from Clonostachys byssicola, 411 nucleotides. The record is from the annotation of a GenBank genome assembly. NCBI's taxonomy places the organism in Eukaryota, Fungi, Ascomycota, Sordariomycetes, Hypocreales, Bionectriaceae.
AUGGUCUGCCUUAACCGACUUUCUGUCUCAGCUAUUCUUUUGCUCAACCUUAGUGAGCUAGCUGCAGCUGCACCUAUCGCGAUACGAGAGGCUACUAUCGGAGAGAGCACUCAAAUGGCUGCAAGGAAUCUGAAGAACCCGAUUGUCGGUAGCAGGGAUAAUUUGGAGCAGCGCAGCUUCGAAAUGCUGGAAGAGCGUGACGGCGAUGAUAUUGGAUUUAUUCUCCGAGACGUGUAUACCGACGAAAUCGAUAUUGAUACCCGAGCACCCUUAGGGAUCACGAAGCUUAUUAAGACUGUUGUUGCCGGUGGCCGUAAAGACUUGCAUAAUUUGGACAAUAUGGUAAAGGUCCAUAAUAACAAUGUCAAGAAGAACCAGGCGGCGAACAAGAAGGUGAAGCGUCACUAUUAG